UACAGUGCAGGUGUCAGCUCAGUGUUGUGGUAGCGGCGGUGCGUGGAGGGUGUAGUGUUUUUGUUCCUGCGCGGUGAUCACUGGAACAUUUUCUCCUCAUUACUUCUAUAAUAAAACCAUCUGAGGGAAAUAAUCACACUGAUAAGAACACAAGAAAGUGAUUUGGUUUCGUUCUUGAGGAUUAAUGAUGGCUGUUUGAUUGUUGAUAAGGGAUAACUUAGACAAGUGAUCGACCCCAACUUGAUGUUAUGGCGGGGAGGUGGCGAGUCAUCCACACCCCCGUCCUGCUCCUCCUCCUGCUGGUGGUGACGACGGGGAGGCUUGGUGAUGCCCUGGUCAUGGACACGUGUGAUGGCAAACCUCACCAGGUGACUCUCAACACACAGGCCCAGGCUUAUAUUGGCGUGUUGGUGGGGGCGUCGCGGGCGGGAGAGGGCAUGUACGGGUGUGGAGGCUGGAGUAGCGAGGGCGUGGCGUCCUAUGAGGCUCUCCGCUGGGCCCUGGCUCGCGCUAACCUAGACGGCGGAGGGCUUGGCUCUAGGAUACUCACAGAUUCCUUUAUCCCCGGCGUCAAGUUUGGAGUUCACGUGUACGACUCCUGCGGCCACGGAGAGCGAGCUGCAGCAGGUCUAGGAGAGGUGUUCCCUGUGGUGCGUGAGGGCCCCUCCUCCUGCUCCCCCCUCAGUAACGACACCCUCCUGGCCCUGGGCGUCGUCGACCUCACCGGCGUCACCUCCACACACCACAACCUCGCCAGGCUCCUGCAGAAGUAUCACGUUCCUGUGGUUAAUGUGGCGGCGUCCGUGCUCAUCCCAGCUGAGGAGAGGGGCAAGGUGAGUGUGAGAGUUAUAGGCGCCAGAAUUGAAAUUUAA
Homarus americanus (American lobster) is the source of this 872-nucleotide messenger RNA. RefSeq lists its product as uncharacterized. Lineage: Eukaryota; Metazoa; Arthropoda; Malacostraca; Decapoda; Nephropidae. The transcript is spliced from 5 exons. Bases 249 to 872 code for a protein of 207 amino acids. The record is from RefSeq and is a predicted model, not a curated record.